AGAAGAUAGCCCCUCUCCAGGGAGCCAGGGGGCCCAUCCGGGACCCAACAAUCUCCCCUCCCCCUCGCGCUGGGUCCCUCGCAAAGGCCGAUUUGUUUAUUCCUCUGCCGCAGGGCUCAACUGCAGAACUUUUGCGUCGAAGCUACUUCCUUGCCCUCGCGAGUAGCCGUGGGAGCCAGCAUUGUUCGGAGCCCCAUUUUAUAAACCUUGAACCUGGGACCUUGCGAACCCAGGACAGGGAGGUAACUGGAGAUGAGUCCAGGGACGUCAUCCUGUCAGCCACAGCUACUGGAGUCCUGCUCCUGAGGCCCAACCCGGGACUGCAGCAGUCCUGCUGUAGGGCCUAACAGGUCCUGGGGUGGGUGUCUCUUCCACUGAGCUCCCUGGGUCUCCAACCACAGCCCGAAUAAUGAACAGUGUUUGGGGGUCCCAGACCUCCAAGAGCACAGAACGAUGCUCUCGCCAUAUGACCAGUGAUCUUUCUCACCCUCACCUUUCAUUUGUUGGGAGCAAGAGAAGGCCGGUGGGAAUAAACUCCCCGGCUGUGAGGGCAAGUGGCAGAGCCUGAGUUGUCCAGCCUGGAAACUCAGGACUGAAACUGGCCCAGCUGGAAGAGUGUGGGCUGGGGCCUAACAGGGCCAGAGGGCACCUGGGGUCAGGACACACACCUGAGCACAGGAAUGCUCCCAGUCCAAGACCCCAGCUAGGAGGAGACUGGCUGUGGCCCCGAGGGCGGGCUGCACGCUUUAAUGGGACACAUGUCACUGUGUGGCCCCCUCAAGCCCAGCCUGUGCCCGGCUUUGAGCAGACACAGGCAGAAAAUCGCUGCAUUGUCCCAACAUUAGGACGACUAAUGUGGCGUUGCCAGCGUGGCCAGAGCGUGAAACCCGCAGAAAGGCCUUGCUGGCGGGUCCUCCGUGCCUCCGCAUCUUCAUCAGACACACGGAGGCCUGGUGUGUUGUCAUAGUCAUUAGCGGGGCUCAGAACCAGCUGGACCCAUGGACCUUCCUCAGUGGGUGCCCCCCAGAAUGCUUGGAGGCAAGGGACGGCAAGCACUAGGAGCGCCUCAUUGACAUGUAAACGAGGAGCCCCUAUAAAGGCGGCACUGCCUCCCACAGGAGCAGAUACGACAACAUGGGCACUAAGCCUGGGACCCAGGGCAGCUCCGGUGGCCAAGCCGGCGGCUUCCGCAAGAUCUCCAAGCCACUGAUGGAGAAGAAGCGACGGGCACGCAUCAAUGUAUCACUGGAGCAGCUGAAGUCGUUGCUGGAAAAACACUACUCCCACCAGAUCCGGAAACGCAAGUUGGAGAAGGCGGAUAUACUGGAGCUGAGCGUCAAGUACAUGAAAAGCCUUCAGAACUCGGCUCAAGGGCUCUGGCGGGUCCCCAGCGGAGCCGAGUUCCCGUCUGGCUUCCGCAGCUGUCUGCCGGGAGUUAGCCAGCUUCUGGGGCGCGGAGAGGACGGCGGCGGCGGCCUGCGCUGCCCCCUGGCGCUUGAGCGCGCAGGUGGCAGCACCAUGGACAGCGCCAGCCCGAGCCCGGAGGCGCCCGCGCCGCUUGGCCCCUGCGUCCCCGCCAUUUGGGUCCCUGCUCCAGCCAUCGGCGCCUCGAGGUCCCAGCCACCCCGGCUUCUCUUCCCUGGAGGUCUCCCCGGCCCGUCCUCCAGCGUCCCGGGGCCGCAGCCGGCCCCUCGCCGCUGCGCCGAGAGCCCAGGGCCGGGUCUGGGGGUUUGGCGGCCCUGGUGAGUCCCGGCGCCGCCUCAGACUCAAGGGGCCCCCUUCUGGCCCCGGGACGCAGAGACUGUUUAGAGCGCGCCUGCGGUGAUGGCCGGGACCCCAGUCUUCCGUCUUGGUCCCGUGGCAGGGGUGGCUGGGAGGGUGCCGCGUGCCCGCGAACGCGAGGAAAUACACGGAGCCUCGAGGGGGACGUGUGCCCCGCCCCCCCAGCCCCACCUACUCAAGCUGGACCCGCUCUCUCCUCGUCCCACCUUCUCGCGGGGCUGGGAGGGGAUGUCCCAGGCUGCUCCUCUUUCCCAGGGCCCCCGGCGGGCAGCCCGCCCCCGCCCCCGCCCCGCAGGCUUGCCGCUGUGGGAAGGUCGCCGUCGGCAGCGGCGCAGAGCGGACCCCUCGCAGCGAGGAGAAUCGCUGCCCCGCCCCGGCCCAUUCAGCCAGCCGAGGACGCCCGGUUCCCACCGGCACAAAGCUCGCCGGGUCCCGCCCCGCCGGCGAGGGGCCCCCAGCCCACCCCCACCUUGGAGCUUCCCGGCUUCCACGGGUCCCCACCCCCUCCGCACUCAGCACAGCCCACCCGGCCGGCGCGCUCUCUGAGGCCCGCCCAUCUCAGAAGACCUGCCCCGAGGUGCCCUAGCUCAGCAGCCCGCCCUGCCGCCAGAUGCUCCGCCCACCGCUCGGGUCACCCCACACCCCGCAGCGCACGGCUCCUGAGGGUUCCGGCCGCCGGACUUCUGUUGCCGCCACAGAACCCGCGACCCUCGACAGCCCUCCGAGCGCUCUGCGCCUGUUUAUUCUUCCGAAAACGAGGUCACUGCUGUGCUCCGACCCUAGCCCGGGGUCCCGGUGUUCGAGGGGCAGCCCGGGGCUGGGGGAUGAGAAUCCUGCGCCAAGCCCUGGGAGGGAUCCUGGCAUUUCCAGCUUGAAAUUCAGAAUACAGACAGUGGCGAACCUGUGAGAUGGGUACAAAGAGACCACGGAAGUCCAAAUUUCUCCC
Molecule: messenger RNA, 2728 nt
Organism: Prionailurus viverrinus (fishing cat)
Lineage: Eukaryota; Metazoa; Chordata; Mammalia; Carnivora; Felidae
Gene: HES3
Product: hes family bHLH transcription factor 3
Exons: 5
Coding region: 1135-1746 (203 amino acids)
Biological process (GO): regulation of neurogenesis; anterior/posterior pattern specification; regulation of transcription by RNA polymerase II
Cellular component (GO): nucleus
Molecular function (GO): RNA polymerase II cis-regulatory region sequence-specific DNA binding; DNA-binding transcription factor activity, RNA polymerase II-specific; protein dimerization activity
Source: RefSeq, a predicted model, not a curated record